UAUGAUCCUGAUGAAGACGCAACACGACUGUACAAGGCAAUGCAGGGAACAGGCACUGAUGAGCAAUCAAUAAUCGACAUCAUUCCAUAUCGUUCAAAUGCCCAGAGACAAGAAAUUAAGAAACGUUACCAAGAGCUUUACAAAAAGGACCUGGUCAGUGACAUCAAAUCAGAAACAUCCGGUGACUUCCGAGAAACUCUGGUUGCUCUUUUGAUGCCUCCAGUGGAGUAUGAUGCUUACUCCAUCAACAAAGCCUUGAAAGGUUUUGGAACAGACAAAACUACCCUUGUUGGUGUCCUAUGUUCCAAGAAUGCAGCCGAGAUAGAAGACAUUAAGAAAACCUACAAAAAGGUUUCUGUCUCUCUGCUUUUCUUAAAUAAAGAACAUUUAAAAAAAAAAAAUGGAAAAUACAAGAAAGAUCUAGAGUCAGCUUUGAAGAGUGAGACUAAUGGAGAUCUUAGAGACUUCCUUGUUGAUCUUGUUAGUGGAAAGAAAGAGAAAGAUACCAAAGUGGACCAGAAGAAAGCAGAGGAAGAUGCAAGGAAAUUGCAUGGG
Candidula unifasciata is the source of this 555-nucleotide messenger RNA. The record is from the annotation of a GenBank genome assembly. Lineage: Eukaryota; Metazoa; Mollusca; Gastropoda; Stylommatophora; Geomitridae.